This is a messenger RNA of Petromyzon marinus (sea lamprey), 1419 nucleotides long. RefSeq lists its product as uncharacterized. Lineage: Eukaryota; Metazoa; Chordata; Hyperoartia; Petromyzontiformes; Petromyzontidae. The record is from RefSeq and is a predicted model, not a curated record.
GACGCAGACUCGAAAAAUACAGCAGCAGCAGCAGGCAUCGUCAGGGUCGGGAUCUGAACCCACGACCUCCUUCCUGCACACCGGACGAGGAAGAUGACAUCACCCCCGCCGUGACACGCAAGAACCCCGGUCACGAGCCGUCGCUCGAAGCAGCAGACCGCCUUCAGCUCGCUCCCGUGUACACGCAAAGGCGACGGGCUCGGAAGGAUCGUGCAGGGGCGGCGGGCCGCGUGGGUGGAAACCUUUUCCGACAGCGAUGGCGCAGUCGCGUCCCGAGAAGGAGGAGGAGGAGGAGCUGAUGCUCCGUGCCCUCGAGACGGAGCGCAAGGUCGUUGUCAAAGUGACCAACGCCUCCAGACGCACGCUCUCCGAGCCGCGGGUCUUCAUGAAGUCAGGAUACUGCCAGUUUAAAUCUGACGAAUCAAUAAAGCCAAAUAAGCAUGCGCUGUACGGAUUCCGAAAGAUGACGGUGGACAUCAAAGGCUGCCAUGGCAUCCUGGGCCUUCGCUUCCAGGGGACCGAUGAAUACUUUGUGCUGCUCUUCAAAAACCCGUACUUGCACAAGCGCAAAUUGUUCUCCCUCUCCAUGGAGAACCACCCUGGCGUUUGUGACAUCGACCUACGGAAGCUACAAGAAAUGAGCAGGGAAGAGGUGAGGGUAGAUGGAAGGUUCGCGUUCUCGUACGCGGGCUCCAAUUGUUUGACCGUGAGGAGCAGAGUGCUGCAGGUUCAAGUGAACGCAGCGAUGUCUGCAUCUGACGAGUCCGUUGUGCGCGUGACGGUGACGGAUGAAGGAACGGGCGAAGGCACGGACGAAGGCACUGGCGAAAGCACUGGCGAAAGCACGGGCAAGCCGGUCGCAAAAAAAUUAAACGUCAAUAAUUUGAUUGCUAAAUUUAAAAAAAAGCAACUUAGGUAACUGAGCAAAGUGAAAGUGGGCUCUCGUUCAGCGCAGAUUUUCUGUGAUAACGCCUAAUAAGUACUAACGUCAAGCAUUCUGGAUAAUUAAGAAAAUGUAUCCACCUCUGCGUGUGUGGGCGCACAGCCCUUUGUUAAUCCGUUUCUGGAGGACGGCCUUCCCAUUCUGUUGUCAUGCGUGGUCGUUUGACCGCACUUCUCCACGGUCAAUGGGCCUAGGCUCAGGAUCGGUUCAGAUAAUGACGACUGAUGUCAUCCAUGGCUGGGAAUCGAACUUAAUUGGGAAGAUUCGUAGAGCAGCACGCUAGCCCUUCAUUCUACAGCUGCACAUGCAAAUAACAUAAUUAGUCUUUUGCCAUGUUGGCGUUCUAGACAGCACAACAGAUACCUCUGGUGCUCCAGCAUUCCAACAGCAACAAAUAUCUACCUUUCUCUAUCUUUAUCAAGGGUGCCUCUGCGGAUGUGUAUGCUUUAACUUUUAACAUAGCUAUUUCUGUGACC